GUCCUUUACAAGCGUGGUGCUGCACCGCGACCUUAUUUUGUGGGUCUGUCACCGGAAGUGAGUUGUUACCAAAUGAAACUUGGCGGAAGUCCGCGCCUUCCGCCGGUUGAAGCUGAAGGAAUCUGGCUAUUCAACUGUCCUGUGGGUGGUUGACACGAGUGGGCUCCACGGCAGGGACAGCGGUCAUCUGGAGCGUGUUUGAGCCGGGAUUCGGAUCCUGCGGCGGGAUGGCAGCGCUGGGCAGCGCCGGCCGCUUGUUUCACUUUGCAAGGAGCAACGUUGGGUUGACUUUAAGGAGACGAUCCACGGCUGCAGCUUUAGCUCACAAUGCAGCUCCAGAGACACAGGAGAGCAGGAAGCCUAAAACAGGAAUCCUGAUGCUGAACAUGGGCGGUCCAGAGAAACUGGAAGACGUCCACGACUUCCUGCUGCGGCUCUUCAUGGACACCGACCUGAUGAAGCUUCCUGUUCAGAACAAGCUCGGCCCGUUCAUCGCCAAGCGGCGCACGCCGAAGAUCCAGGAGCAGUACAGCAAGAUCGGCGGCGGAUCGCCCAUCAAACACUGGACGUCCAUGCAGGGCGAGGGCAUGGUGAGGCUGCUGGACGACAUGAGCCCCGACACAGCUCCUCACAAGUUCUACAUCGGCUUCCGGUACGUGAACCCGCUGACGGAGGAUGCCAUCGAGGAGAUGGAGCGGGACGGCGUGGAGCGAGCCGUGGCCUUCACCCAGUAUCCCCAGUACAGCUGCUCCACCACAGGCAGCAGUCUGAACGCCAUCUACCGUUACUAUCGCAACAGAGGAGACAGGCCAAAGAUGCGCUGGAGCGUCAUCGACCGCUGGCCCACACACCCCCUGCUGGUGGAGUGUUUUACCGAACACAUCAGAAAUGAGCUGCUGAAGUUUCCAGACGAUAAGAGAGACGAUGUUGUCAUUUUGUUCUCGGCUCAUUCGCUUCCAAUGGCUGUGGUGAACCGCGGCGAUCCGUAUCCGCAGGAAGUGGGCGCCACGGUGCAGCGGGUGAUGGAGCGACUGGGACACUGUAACCCCUACAGACUGGUGUGGCAGUCCAGGGUGGGCCCCAUGGCGUGGCUCGGCCCCCAGACCGACGAGGUCAUCAAAGGUCUGAGUGAGCGAGGGAAGAAGAACAUCCUGCUGGUUCCCAUCGCCUUCACCUGACACAUCGAGACGCUGCAUGAGCUGGACAUCGAGUACGCUCAGGUGCUGGCCGAAGAGUGUGGAGUGGAGAACAUCCGGAGAGCCGAGUCGCUGAACGGAAACCCGCUCUUCAUGAAGGCGCUGGCUGACCUGGUCCAGUCCCACCUGAAGUCCAACGCGCCGUGUUCCCGCCAGCUGACGCUGCGCUGCCCGCUCUGCACCAACCCCACCUGCGGCGAGACCAAGGCCUUCUUCGCCAGCCAGAAACUCCCGUAAGGCGCCGCGCCGCCAACAAGCCGGAGACGCUGCAGGCUUUGGGUUCGUCAGCGACCCGGGAGGAGAACAGCAGCAAAAUGACUGGAUUCUGUUGCAAGUUCAUUUUAAAAAUUGAUUUCUGGGAUUCCCUUUGGUUGACGUCUGUGUAGAUAGAGAAACUGACUUUUAUUUGUUUGAGUUUAUUUUUAUUUGAGUCUCCCGUCUCUACAUGUUCUUCCCGACUGCAGAAGGAUUUAGCUAAAAGCUCCAAACAUCCUGCAGGUAUUCAUCUCAGACCCAGUGUGGACAACAGCUUUUUAGGGAAACUGGAGGAAAUCAAAGUAAAUUUUCACCAAAAAAUGUGGAAAUUGUGAGAUUAGUCUCAGAAAUAUUCUAGAGAAACUUGUGAAUCUUUUAGCUCCAAAAGUCAAAGAUUUGCAAGAAAAAACUCAGGAAAAAAAACAACAAAAUUUUCUGAGUUUCCAAAGUCCAACAUUUUGACUUCUGUAACUCAGAAAUGUUCAAAGUUUUUUGUGGGUAAAUUUACUUUUUUCUCUCUAUAAACGGCCUUUAAAUGCAAGUGUGUAAAAGUGUGGGCUCUAGUUUUUGUGCUCUUUAUGAGCAUUGUGCCUUUUAUACACUGGAUCCACUGGACUGGUGAGUAAAAUCCACCCAACGUUUGUUCCUGCUGUGACUUCAACCUUUGACAUCAAUGUUCUUAUUGAGCUGAAAAAACAACUGAAAAGGUUUAGCUAACAGUAAGUUAGCAGACAGUAGGCUAACGUAAAAGUUUAAUCAGCUAAUUUUGCGUUGUAUUUACUUUGCAAGUCAGAGCUAACAGUAAACUAACUGUAAACAUUUACCUAACAUGCUAACAGAAAACAUCUAGCAGACAUUAAGCUCACAUAAAAAGCUUUUUUUUUAACAUUCUCCAAGCUAAAAAGUUUUACUUUGCAGUCAGACUUUGCUAACUGGCAGCUAACAGCUAACAUCGCGAAAACUGGAGUUUGGUUUGCCAUAAGAUAACUAGAGGAUUGGUUUAGCUUGGAGAAGGCUAACUGAAAAGCUAACAGUUAGCAAGCUGAAAAACAUUUACCUACAAGUUGAUUUGCUGAAACAGUUUACAUGUAUGCAAGUCGACUGAAAAUAUUUUACCUAUCUUCAAACAGUUUAGCUUGUAGUAAACUAAUUUGAAAGGCUAAUCAAUUGGAAAACAGUUAGCUUACUGCUAGCAGAAUGCAAAGGCUUAGCAUGCAUGAGCUAAUUAGCUACGUUUGGGUCAUUUAAGGAGAAUUAUGGUCAGAUUUUACAGCAGUUAUGUGUUUAAUGCUUGCUGUAAUAAUUAGCAACAUUUAAGAAAGAUGCUAAAUGGUUUUAGCAAUACCAAUUAAGCUAGCAUGUGCUACCUUUACUAGAGCUUUCAUUGCUUAAAAGUUUAUUUUUGGUAAAGAUGGAACAUUAUUCCCAGCUAUUUAUGAUAAAUCUCCAUGAAGACAUAUUUUAAAUUACUUUCUUGAUGCUAAUCUACGCACAGAAUUGCCUGUUAUUGUUCUUCCACUGGAUUAAAACGGAUCUCAUUUUUUAUAUAUAUUGAGUUAUGUGAGAGUUUUCAGAUGUUAGCAAAGAUCUUUAUGUUGUUAAAUGUGUUUUGUUGGAUUUUCUUAUGUUUUUCAUACGAGAUUGGAUCAUUCAGUUGGUAAUUAUGCUAAUCUAUGCUAAUCUGGGCAAAUUCUGACCCGAAGUUACUUAUUAUAACAUUAAUAAAAUUCUGUGUAUUCUUAAAAACUACUUUUUCAUUUUAAGAUUUAAAGUUGUAGAUCUGCUCUGUAAAGUUUUCAGGCCACAAAACAAAGACUAAACUCUAUUAUGUUUCCUAAUUUAACUCUAUUGUAGCUUAAAACAUGGAAUUGUUGCAAAAUAUAAUUUAGUUUGUUUUUUUUCUCUUUGGAUUUAUUUAUUAUUGUGUUCAAACCAUGUAAAUAUAGUCCAAGUUAAAAGUUUGAAGCAUUUAUUUGUUGAAGUAAGCGGUGCUGUAUGAUGUUACAUAGAGACGAUGAGGUCUUCCUUCAAAUUGACAUAAAUAUCUGUUCCUAAAACAGUC
Molecule: messenger RNA, 3513 nt
Organism: Poeciliopsis prolifica (blackstripe livebearer)
Lineage: Eukaryota; Metazoa; Chordata; Actinopteri; Cyprinodontiformes; Poeciliidae
Product: ferrochelatase, mitochondrial-like
Biological process (GO): heme biosynthetic process
Molecular function (GO): protoporphyrin ferrochelatase activity
Source: RefSeq, a predicted model, not a curated record